UACAAGAAGGCGGUCUGCAGGAUGUUCCUUGGGCACACGCGCUUUGCUACCUCCAGUGCUCCUCGACUCAACGAGAGUCACCCCCACAGGUUCAGCGGCCCGCAGACCGUUCGCGUAUGGCGAGUGGGGGGUCAAGGGUGGGAAGCGACAGACGAGAACUACGAGGUGUACGUGACGCACAACGGGGACUUUGACUAUUGGGAGCUGUUUGACAGCCUGCGGACGCAGAAGGACCUUGGGCGGUGGCUGCAGAACGUGUUGAAUAUGCACAAGACCAUAGCUUCAUGUGACAGCGUCAAGGUAGCAGGGAUGAUGGAGCUGCUGAGGACGCAGGGGAUAUGGAAACACUCCAUCCGGCUGGCGUACCAGACGAGCGUGCAGCCAUCCUUCCAGCACACGCUCAACGGGGAGAUGCUCCUGGAGGAGAGCUUGCUGAAUCAGAUCACUGCCAUAGCUGAGAAUAUCUUCCAGCAGCACGUGACAGGCGUUCCUGCCUCUUCCGUGCUCCAGGACAGCAGGCAGGUAAAAGACCUGAUUGCCGUGCUGGCCAAGGCCUGGUAUGAUAUCGGGGGAGAGCUGCGCAAUCGCUGCGGCACCUGCGAGCUCCUAGCGCAGCACUCAAUAUGCUACUUCCUGGAGAACGACAUCUUCACUGCCCUUGACAAGUUCCUCUCUUGCGCCCACGGAUCGUUCGGCAUCACCGCAUGCUGUACGCUCGACCCCAACGUCGUCGCCAUCGCCUCCCGCGGGCAGGCCAUGAGCGUCUCGUUCAACGAGGACCUCGGAGUUGUGCUCUGGGGCUCAGAGGCUUCGGCUCAGAUGGUCCCGAUCGGCCUCGUGUCGGGAGGAGGAAGAGGAGGAGGAGGGAGAGACAUAGAAAGUCAGGGCGGCCAGUCAAACAUGGUCCCCAAGUGUACGCAUCGCCACGACUUGGACGAAGAUGGAGGGGAAGUGAUCGAGAUCGCUAUCUGCACCAACACUCAGGACAGGAUGGCGCAGGAGGCAGCCUGGUGUGCCUCAGGAAGGAUGCAGGUGCAGUUUGGAGAGUCGUCUCCCAACUUUGGGCGGUUCUCCCCUUUCUCCAUGCAGAAUAACCUCUUCCUUCGUGUGCAUCGGCAGAAGGAGCAAGGAUUCAUGCCCAAGGAGAAGUUCAUCGCGCCUGAGACCCUCCUCUCCCUGGUCGGAGUCGGAGGAGAUGGCCCGUCGCUGAGCAGGGACGCAAGUCAGGCCAAGGACAAGGUAGCUGCGGACCUUGCCGACAUCCCACCCAUCCUCAGCUUCCUGAGGAAGGAGUUUAGCGAGCAGAAUGGCAAGAACCGCACUACGUCCCGCCACUUCUUCAAGAUGAUCCGCCAGAAGGUCCUCGACAAGGAGCAGUGCAAAGGCGACGAUGCCAAGAGGCUGAUGAUCGAUGUGCUCGUCACAGGAGCAGAGGCCUCCCUGUGGCUCGGUGAGCAGUUCGCCUCCGACCUCCAGUCGCUCUUCCCGACCCUCCGCGUCAUCCCCAUGUCCUCCAACAAGAUCAUCGGAGUACUCUCCAACACCCGCGGGGAGGCUCCCAUGUCAGGUUUUGCCUUCUGCUCUACCACCAUGUCGCUCAAGGAGACUAUCGUCGUGUCUAUCUCGCACUCUGGUCAGACUUUCCCUACCCUACACGCCACCCAUGCUCUUCGCAAAGUCUGCGGCGACCGAGUCUUCGUGCUCACGGGCUCCGUGGACUCCAAGAUGUCGGCGGCUGUAGGACAGCACGCCUACAUCGGCGCUCCAUGGACAGGGAGGGUGUGGACGACGUACGCGGGAUGGAGGCCUUCGGAAGCGCUGACAGUGUCUACUGUAGCAGCGCAUCACGUGCUAACCGAGCUGCUGCUGUACCUGGCAGAGCAUGUGGUUUGCGACGAGGACGUCCAGUUCAUCAAAGCGGCGGGGAAUCGAUUCAGAAAGGAGGACGUGAAGGACCUCUACCGGCUGAACAGAGAUUGCUGCGUGAAGGCGAUACCAAACAUCCUUGGCUGCGACCUCAAUGGCGGCAAGAUGCCUUCUGCUACCCACGAGAAACUCGUUCGCAAGGGACGCUUCUGGGCCUUGCACGUGCUGGAGGGGCCGUACUCCUGGUGUCUUAGCGCCAUGUACAUCUUCGGGACGGUGGUCUCGGGCUACCCUAUCUUCACCGGCAUCAUGCGAGGGGUGACCCAUGACACGGGGCCUGAGUGGCUCAAGUACCUCCUCCUCGCCUUCGACUCGCUCCUCUACAGCUUCCUUCCUCUCUUCUUCUCGAUGAUCCUCCGCCUUCUCCAGGGGAGGGAGCAGUUUGCGAGGCUGGGCAAGAGGACUCUGGUCAUCGGGGACGUCCCCUACGUGCAUCAGCUGCUGGAAAGCUACGUCUCCAAGCUCUUCUCCCUCAGCUACUCAAUCGCCUCCAUCGACGUCCAUGGAGCCAACGCCGUCGAUCACCUUGUCCAUCGCUUCACGCACCGGGUGGCUCGUGGGGUCCUGCUGGCAGUGGGGCGUCCAGACGGAAGGCUGUUCUCGCAGACCAAGGCAGAGAGCUGGGUGAUGAUGGCGAUGCAGCAGGCGAAGGCGAUUGUUCACCUCCUCUCACCUCCCGAGAUCAUCACCGUCGGGCACAACCCGUUCCGCAACACCAUGCUCGGAGACGGCAACAUUACCCUCGAGACUCUCCGGCCCCACUUCCUCUGCGAGUCGCUGGCAGGGGUGGACGAGAACGAGCCCAUGUCGAGGAUGGCAACGAUCAAGGAGCUCAACAAGAACAUGCUGUCAGCUCAGACGAGCUACGCCGAUCACUUCGACAACAAGAGCUUCGCCCAGGGAGAGAAUCUUGAGCCCAUCGGCUCCUCCUACCUCCAGGAGAUGGCUCCCAAUGACAUCAACAGGCUCAGGAGCAAGUUCCAGUCCCUCACCGAGUGGGCGGCGGCAGAGGCCGACAUCGGAGUUCACAAGACGUCUGACGCAAGCGCCCCAGUCUUCUAUAGCAAUGACAACAGCAAGCACGACAGAAGCAGGCACGACAAGAGCAGGCACAGUGACCUGAGCUCGAGGAGGAACGACGCCGAGUCGCUCUCCUCCCAUGGCCGAGUGGCGCACGUUGGCGCCAACCUGGUUCAUUCGGACCAGCACCAUGGGGGCGUGCUGGACAAGACCAUUGGGCGGAUCUUCAAGCGCGGACAGGGAGGAGACGAGUCCUCACACAACCUCGCCGAGGCUGCAGGGCCGACGGUCUUCGACCGAGCGCUUGACAAGGCGAGCGGGCAGCUGCUAGAUUUGCUGGGCAAGACGAACCUUGUAGAGAUCAUGUACGAGAACAGGUUCGCGUCGCUCGAGAGGUACGUCGCUUUCCUCGUCUUCUUCCAUGCCAUGGCCAAGCGCGUCGCCUCCUUCCCCCUUCUGCCCUUCGACAUCUCAAGGUCUCAGAGCCAGCUGAGGAUCGCGACGACCGCUGCUCCCAUCAGUGCGGCUGAGGUCGAACGCGAGUGGGCGACCGACAAGUCUGCCUCUCUCCUCGACGUUCAAAUCACUUCCAGCGACAUGUCUCGGCAUGGAGCCUCCGCCAAGCCCGUCGACUACUGGUAGACGCGGCUGACUCGCUUCCAUGCUCCCUUCUCCUCGUGCGUUAGUGCUCCCCUGCUUGCUUGUGUUGAUUGUUUUCUGCGAAUAAAGUUCCCGAACUUCGCAGCUCCUCCGUCAUGUCCUGUACAGAAACUUGUUUCAGCUUCCCUGGCUUGCAGACCCCGUGCAGGAGGUUGCGUAGGAAAAAGUCUGCGUCCUCCUCCUCAGGAAGGCUCUUGGGGAACGGGCAGUUGCAUCCUCGCCGCACGUAGAUCUCCACGUCCUCCUCCGACUUGACCGGGUCAAGAAGACGCAUCCUGCUACUGAACUCUUCGAUCGACAUUCGACGGCUGCUGGCGUCAGAGAUGGACUCUACCAUGCCUCUCAGCUCUUCCAUGUGCUGCUCGCGCUCCUGAAUGGUCUGAGAUCGAAACUCCUCCGCAAACUCGUUCUGCGAGAAGUUGGAGUCGUCCUGGAACAGGUUGCCAUAGGCAAACGUCUUCUCCUCCCCAUACGCCAGAUCGAGGGCCCUUUUGAGCUGGAGCAUCUGAUCGUAUGACUUGUGGAAGAAGUUCUGAAUGGCAAUGAGGAACUUUUCCUUGCUCGCCAUCCCCGUCUUCACGCCAUCAUGAUCGUCAUGAUCAACAACGUGUGCAAGGUGAAUGCAAGAGUCAAUCUGCUUACGCUCGUCCAAGUAAACAUCCUCUGCAAGAUCUCCCAGAAGGAUCUUGAGGAAGAGCGCACAAUCCGUGUCAUGCGAGUUGAACUGUAGACAUACUAUGAGGUUGUAGCACCACUCUGCUGCUUUCUGCGACUUGCCAAGAAAUUUCUCCAUGGAGUAGUUGUGGAGGUAGUUCUCCAGAGACGCUCUGUCCUUAGCCUGCUUGCGCUCCUCGGACUUGAUCUUCGACUGCCAUAUGUCCCUGAUCGCCUUCUCAGCAUCUCGUUUUCUCAUCCGCAUGUUUCUCACUUGUCCGUUGUACCUGCGCGCACUGAGACGAGCAGGGCAGAACAAGCUCGCACCUGAGGAAGAUCGGGACUUCCGGGCUGUCCCCCAAGCACUCAAUGAACUUGUCG
This is a messenger RNA of Guillardia theta CCMP2712, 4641 nucleotides long. RefSeq lists its product as hypothetical. Lineage: Eukaryota; Cryptophyceae; Pyrenomonadales; Geminigeraceae. The transcript is spliced from 13 exons. Gene Ontology annotation, molecular function: carbohydrate derivative binding. The record is from RefSeq and is a predicted model, not a curated record. Gene Ontology annotation, biological process: carbohydrate derivative metabolic process. The coding region runs from base 22 to 3588 and encodes 1188 amino acids.